GUAGGAUUUACGGAAGCUGAGUCCUAGGCGUGGCUUAGGAACUUCCGCCUUUUACAGUGCAAAAUGACAGCGACUCUGCGUCCCUACCUAAACGCCGUGAGGGCCACCCUGCAGGCGGCCUUGUGUCUGGAGAACUUCUCCUCUCAGGUGGUGGAGCGUCACAACAAGCCCGAGGUGGAGGUCAGGAGCAGUAAGGAGCUGCUGCUUCAGCCUGUUGUGAUCAGCCGCAAUGACAAGGAGAAGGUUCUCAUCGAGGGAUCCAUCAACUCUGUCAGAGUCAGCAUUGCUGUCAAACAGGCUGAUGAGAUCGAGAAGAUCCUUUGCCACAAGUUCAUGCGCUUUAUGAUGAUGAGGGCAGAGAACUUCUUCAUUCUGAGGAGGAAACCGGUCGAGGGUUAUGAUAUAAGCUUCUUGAUCACCAACUUCCACACAGAGCAGAUGUACAAACACAAGCUGGUGGACUUCGUCAUCCAUUUCAUGGAGGAGAUUGACAAGGAGAUUAGCGAGAUGAAGUUGUCCGUUAACGCCAGAGCCCGUAUUGUCGCCGAGGAGUUCCUCAAGAAUUUCUGAUGACCUCCGCCUCCCGCACUCCCACAGUCUGUAACGGCCAUUCGCGAUAGACCCUUGGGUGGAAACAAUCAGUGAGCCACUGAGAGAGGAACGUCACCCACCCGUCGAUGACCCGUUGGCUUUGUCUAAUUACUCAUCUCUGUACUCAUUGAUAUCAGUGAUUGUAUAUAAAGAAAUACUUAUCAGGUCCAUUUUCCUACCACUUAGAACAAAUGCCCAAACAAACAAAGGCGGGUCCUUAAAGCAUUAAACACGCUGAUGUCCAUGAAUACAGAGACUAUGGGUGUGUUCAAAUGCAAUUAAGUAGUUAGGUGUUAGUACUCAGUGUAUGCCAGUCCAUCUGCCCUGUUAUUGUCAAUUUCGUCUUAAAUAUAUGUGCGGAAAAGUACAAAUUAGUCGUACUGUGUAAAAUAAAAAAAGCACCAAUGUUUCUACA
This is a messenger RNA of Phyllopteryx taeniolatus (common seadragon), 1006 nucleotides long. It is a transcript of the gene arpc4l, whose product is annotated as actin related protein 2/3 complex, subunit 4, like. The transcript has 6 exons. The record is from RefSeq and is a predicted model, not a curated record. Lineage: Eukaryota; Metazoa; Chordata; Actinopteri; Syngnathiformes; Syngnathidae. Gene Ontology annotation, cellular component: actin cytoskeleton; Arp2/3 protein complex. Bases 64 to 570 code for a protein of 168 amino acids. Gene Ontology annotation, molecular function: actin filament binding. Gene Ontology annotation, biological process: actin filament polymerization; Arp2/3 complex-mediated actin nucleation.